AAAAUCACUGGCGCUGCCUGAGAGGAGCAGAGAGACAGACGCAAGACCGGGAGAGGAGGACGUGCGCGGUAUACGAGGACACGGAGACGGACGCGCGGAGGCUGCUUAACGGGGACACGCUACGGGAUAACUGCCGACAUGGAGGUGUCCGUCUGAGCAGAUCUCUCCAACAGGUCCACCGCAGCCGCGAGCAUGUCGACGGCAGAAGGAGCCGACCAGCUCGAGGAGGAGGAGGAGGAGUACGGAAGGGCGGCGAAGCGGCUGAAAACGGAGGAGAGGGAGAGGGAGACGGAGGAGAGGGAGGAGGGGGAGGAGGGGGAAGAGGAGCUGGAGGAGGGGGAGGAUUCGGACUCCGGCUCGCUGCCCGGUAACGCAGAGUCGGCGGGGGACAACCGGGCCCGGUGGAGCGCGAGCCAAUACGGAGCAGGACGGAAGGAUAACGGCGAGGACUCCCAUCGUAUCUCUCCCAGCCCUGUGGUCCACGUCAGGGGUCUGUGUGAGGCUGUGGUGGAAGCAGACCUGAUAGACGCCUUGGAGAAGUUUGGGUCCAUAUGUUAUGUGAUGAUGAUGCCAUUCAAGCGUCAGGCCCUUGUGGAGUUCUCCGCGGUGGAGAGCGCCGACCGCUGUGUGACCUGUGGAGCCAAGGAGCCUGUAUACAUUGCAGGCCAACAGGCGUACUUCAAUUACUCCACAUCCAAGAGAAUCACCAGGCCAACCAACGCUGACAACCCCAACAGUGGCAACAAGGUCCUCCUGCUGUCCAUACAGAAUCCCCUCUACCCUAUAACCACGGAUGUUCUGUACACAGUGUGUAACCCCAUCGGCAGCGUGCUGAGGAUCGUCAUCUUCAAACGAAAUGGAAUCCAGGCCAUGGUGGAGUUUGAGUCGGUUCAGUGUGCCCAGAAGGCCAAAGCUGCUUUGAACGGCGCUGACAUCUACGCUGGCUGCUGUACGCUCAAGAUCGAAUAUGCUCGGCCAACACGUCUGAACGUGAUUAAGAACGACAACGAGAGCUGGGACUACACUAAACCAUACCUGGUCAGACGAGACCGUGGAAAGGGAAGGCAGAGGCAGGCCAUUUUAGGAGAGCACCCAUCGUCCUACAGUGAUAACGGCUACGGUCCACCCUGCCCCCUGCUGCCUCUGCCUGGCAACAGCAGGUACAAGCUCACCUCAGCAGAUGUUCCAGACAUGGUGUCCUACCCGCUGCCCCAGUCCUCCUCCUCAUACUCUGCCCACGCCCCCAGCUCCGUUGCCAUGGUGAGCGGCCUCCAUUCAUCCAAGAUGAACUGCACCCGCAUCUUCAACCUCUUCUGCCUCUACGGCAACAUUGAGAAGGUAAAGUUUAUGAAGAGCGUUCCUGGCACAGCGUUGGUUGAGAUGGGAGAUGAGUAUGCUGUGGACAGAGCCAUCACUCACCUCAACAGCAUCAAGGUGUUUGGCAAGAGACUCAAUGUCUGUGUGUCCAAGCAGCACGCGGUCAUCCCCAGCCAGGUGUUUGAGUUAGAGGACGGCAGCAGCAGCUACAAGGACUUUGCCAUGACGAGGAACAACCGCUUCAGCAGCGCCGGACAGGCCUCCAAAAACAUCAUCCAGCCUCCAUCUGCAGUGCUGCACUAUUACAACGUUCCUCCAUGCAUCUCACAGGAACAUCUACUGAGGCUGUGUACGGAGCAUGACGUGCCUGGCUUCGUCAAAUUCAAGAUGUUUGAUGCCAAACCCUCCUCUAAGACCAUCUCCGGCUUGUUGGAGUUUGACAGUAAGACGGAGGCAGUGGAGGUUCUUACUGUUCUCAACCACUACCAGAUCAGGAUACCCAAUGGGUCCAACCCAUACACCCUGAAGCUGUGUUUCUCCACCUCGUCUCAUCUAUAAGAAGUUGCAGAGCACAAGAAGAGCCUAAUGAUGGCCGACCUCUGACCCGGGGGAGGGAGACGGGCCAUGAGAGACAGACUCACAGACAAGUAGAGAAAAGAUAUGAAAGAAGAUGAGAAUGAGAGAGAGACAGGUGUGGCCUUUAAAGGAGAUGAAGAUGAAAAUGUGUUAAGGAGAGCAAAGACACUGUCAUGGUCUCCAAACAACACGCACCCCCAUCAGCCCACCAUCCAAUCACAACUCAGCAAGAUGUACAUACUCUAAUAAUGACAGACAGACAGACAGACAGACAGACAGACAGGGACCUGCUCUGUUGAAUCUACUGUAUAAAUCUGAGUCCACUUCAUUGACGGUCAAAAAUCUCUAAAAUUCUAAUUUGUGCACAUGGUGACUAAAAUAAUGUUUAAUUUUUAAGAAAUGGAUGAAUACAGCGUGUUGAUUUUAAGUGUCAUUGAAUAUAUACAGUAAAUGUGGGUUACGGUUUUAAGACAAGUCCACAUGCAGGGCUCAUUAGUGCCACAUGACCUUUGACCUGGAGGCAGCAAGGCUAGAGGACAGAGGUGCCACUGUACUGCUUAGCCCAGAGUGAGAUAUCCUAACUACUGAUUAGUUGUUAUGUUUGCUGCUGAUAUUCAUGGUCCCCAGAGGAAGAGUAAUGGCUUUGGUGACCCUCUGACCUGACUCUUCCCCUAUUGCCAGCAUGAGGUCUAACUUUUCAGCCAACACUUUGAUCUACGACACGGUACCUGGAAAAUGAAUGAAAGGGUUUCCAAGAAAUUUCCCCUGAAUAUUCACGUUUCCAAGAGGAUGGAUUCAAACACUUUUAAAACAGUUUUUUCUUUAAGCCCUAUACCAUCAUCUGUCCCACCAUCACCAGAUGCAUUAACCUAAUUCUAACAUAUUAUGUCAAACUGUAAUGGGCAGAUUGUCAUGAUAAUUACUGAGAACUUUCAUUCUUCUCUGAGGAUAUCUUCUUAACAUUAUGGGCACUCAAUGAUCUUCCACCUCAGGCCAAAAUAUCAACUCUGUGUAGGAAAUAUCUGUAAUUUUUAGUCUCAGCCAUACUUCUGGUGACGCUCUAAGAACAGUAAAGCUAUUGUGUUUUUUGGUCUGUCUUUUUAACAGUGGGGUGUAAUGAUGACAGCCUCGAGGUGCGAGCAGGGAUUAAGACUUUGGGGCUUCUAGUUUGACAGCACCAAAAUAAAGCCAUGCCAAGUGACAGUAACUGCACUUGAGGAGGUAGAGCUAAGCAGAAAUAAUGAGCAGCACUGGUGGUCCAUGCAUUAUCUCAACUACUGUUACCGUGAACGUUCAUCUCAGCUAAACCUGAUACUAUUUCAGAAAAGUUAAGUUUAAGCUUCUAGACAAAAGGUUUCAUAUUAACCUUAGUAUUUCAGUAGUAUGUCUUCCAUUAUCAAAUUCCCUUUAUUAAAUAAUGGAAUGUUGUAGCACACAAUAAACUGUCAAAUAGUGAAGUGUAUCUGGUAGGGUCCUCUGACUUUACUGUGACCUUAACCUAAAUAGAAUUUAUUUACAGGUUAAUAUGUCAUCCAAAACUACCAUCUAUGUAAAGAUAUAGAGGAGUAAUGUCUACCUGAGCAGAGAAUGAAGUCUCUCUAUCUCUGUGUGUUGUUAUCAGAGCUUCCCCUCUCUUUGUUCACAUAGCCGGCUGGCUGCGUGACUUUUAGUGCAUGUUAGUGCCCCACUGGUUAGCUCACGGCCGCCGCUCUGCACUGCUCUGCACUGCUCUCAUGCGGCAGUUACAGCCGCUAAGACUGUCGUCAUGGAAGCUUAGCGCCUCCCUCUGAUUCCCCCUCCUGUAGACACUGUUAGCUCUGAAUGUUGUAUUGAGAACCAUUCAAAGGUUGUCAUAGGUCUAAAACAUGUGAUAGCUCUCUGUCAUGUGUAUAUACCAUCUUUGUUGCGUUGUAGAAAAGUGUUUUUCUGACAUGGUAUCAGUAUAACAUUAGAAGGACUGUUUGAAUCUGAUUUUGCCUAUGGGUCUAUACAUUUAUGCGUUAGUUAAGCAGAAUAACACAUCAGUGGUGACGUAUGGUAUUACUGCAGUCAGACCAGCAACCCUAGUCUUGAUUCUGAUGAUGGAAGGUAAAUUAUUUGGUAGAGCGGGCUAGAAUUACAAUAGUGUGGCGGUCCACUCCACACUGCUCUGCUCUCUGGGUUGUCCACGCUAGAUGUUGGGUUUUAUUCUAUGGGGAACUCUAUUAUAUUCCAAGGGUUUCAUCUAGAACCCAUCCAGGGUUCCUCAUGAGGCUCCUGAAGGGCCAAGGCUGAUGCAGCUCAACCCACAACCAUCAGGGUUCACAAUCACAGUUUUUGGUAAUAUGAAUGCUUGUAGAAUCUUUAACCACCCAUUCUGUCAACAAUCCUUAAAGAGGUCUUUCUUCGGAAAAGGCUUCUUUGGAUGAAAAGGGUUCUUCAUGAAACCCUAAGUCUUACUUAGUUUUGAAAAACCCUUUCUUCAAAAAAUAGUCUUUCAAAUGCAAAUGGUUCUGGGUGGAACCUCAGUCCUUCAGGAACAACCUUUCUGGAACCCUUUCUUCAGUACUGCUCAGCAUUACAGUUGAGUACAUGGUGCGACCCAACACAGGUCAGGUUUUAACGCUACAUCCACACUACUAUGUUUCCGUUUCAAAAUGUUUAUCGUUUGCUACGUUUCGGGUCCAUACCACUUCAGCUUUUUAGAACCCCUAAAAUGGAGAGGACUGAAAAUACUGCUAAGGCAGUUUUAAUUUGAAAACUCCAGGGAUGCGUCGUUGUGUGGAUUGGAGGAAACGGGCACCUUUUGAAAAUGAUUUUGCAGACACCCACGUUCAUUUCCUGAUUGGGUCUUAUUAAUCACCAUGUGUCCAACCCUGAUUUGUAUUGAGGUGGAAGAACAACUGCCUUGAUUAACGAUCGCUUACCAGGUUAACUCAGUAUGGAGAACAGAUUACAGGCGUUGCUGACUUUGUUUUCUAUACUAGCAGCUGUUGUGCGCUUAAAUUCUGCAUUUAAUAAUGCUAAUGCUGCCGACAUAAGGAAGAAGCAAGCUGUUAUUGGAGUGCUCUGCCACCGGCGUGUCCAGCGGUGUUAUCAGCCCUACGGAGUGGACGUUUUAAGUCCCGGUUUGCUUUAAGGAGGGCAAUGGACACUAAAUGUAGGACUCUGUUUUCUUAUUAAUGCUUAUUUCGUUCUGCACAACUAUUGUGAAGUUCAAAAAGAAACUGUAAACAAACAAAAGCAUAAGUGCUUUCCAGUGCGACAGAGCUAGAAUAUAAAAACAGACAACAACAAAUGUGAGGAAACGAGACGUGGGUUGACCAAAAUUUGAGUAAAGGAAUAUUAUACAGGAAAAUCUUAAGAAUCCAGCAACCUUUAUGAUUCAAAAGUACAAUAAAACUCUCUUGUGUUUUCUGUUACAAAACAAACAAUCUACUUCCUAUUUACACCGGCACCCACAUGCCCAGUGUAACUAAAUAGUCAUGAGAUAUUCGUUUUCAAGCUUGUUAGUAUGGACGGAAAUCAUUUCUAAAACAGUGUGGACGGAGAUCGUUUUAUGUUGUAAAAACACAUUUUAAAAGGAAAUCGUAUUAGUUUGGACUGGCCUUGGUACAGCAUAACCUUUUUAAAUGCACCUGAAAUAUAUAUUACUCGUAUACACUGCUUUUUAAAAUGGAGUGCACAGGUAAUGCAAUAUCUGUAUGUCAAAAUCGAACCAGGAAGUAGCACUUUGGUAUUAAUCUAAUGCUCACCUUUCUUAAGAAUGAGCUGAUCUUACCUUACAACCCUCUAUCAAUUCCAUCAUAGUUGUACCUUAAUAUCACCUCUGGAGAUAAUGCUUAUGUUCAUUUAAAAAAUAAAUGUAUACCUAUUUGCACUGCGCAUGGAAAACUACUGGAAUAACAUAAUAUUAAAGUGUCUUAUUUUUAUAAUGUAAUGCUCAUACAAGAUUUUUUUUUUUGUUGGUGUAUUUUGCAUAACGUGAAUAAAUAGGCUACCUAAAAUCAGAGCGGAUGAUUGGACACACUGGACGUCUUGGAGGACAGUGGUUUGGUGAAGCACAGUCUCUGUUCCAUCCUGUGUCUGAUGUAGGACAUGCCGAUUUUAUUGCUCCAAUAAAAUCACACUUGAAUUGUGAAUUAAUACAUGCGUUUGUACAUAGUAUGUAAAUAAGGAAAAGGUGUGAAACGUUUUGACAGAUGAAUCCCAGUUAGUCUGCAGUUAAAUUAUUGCUCAUUUAGAUGUUGUUUGUAUGUCUCUUGCGGCACUUGAAUCUUACUGUAUUUCUAAGGUUUUAUUUAUUCCUUUUAACGUUUUUUAAGCCUUUAAGGGGGUUUGAUACAUGAGGGCUGUUGUUACUCUGAACCUGAUGUGAGUUUUUCAUCACAGGACUGACAGUAUGAGACAAAUCCACAUGUUUCUCAUGAUUUUGAGGCUGUAAAGGUUUAAUGUUGUUAGUAGUCUGUAAUGACUUACAAAAUACAUAGAACUAUUCCAUUCAUUUAAGAAUAUCUGUGGUUGUAAUUUAUAUGUACAUGUCCAAAUGUAAUAAAUUCAAGUUUGCAGUUGUAAUGUCAGCUACAAACAGCU
Messenger RNA from Anoplopoma fimbria (sablefish), 6465 nucleotides. Its product is annotated as heterogeneous nuclear ribonucleoprotein L-like. The record is from RefSeq and is a predicted model, not a curated record. Lineage: Eukaryota; Metazoa; Chordata; Actinopteri; Perciformes; Anoplopomatidae. Gene Ontology annotation, molecular function: mRNA binding. The transcript is spliced from 14 exons. Gene Ontology annotation, cellular component: nucleus. The coding region runs from base 193 to 1875 and encodes 560 amino acids. Gene Ontology annotation, biological process: regulation of RNA splicing; mRNA processing.